Rhinolophus ferrumequinum (greater horseshoe bat) is the source of this 2810-nucleotide messenger RNA. Its product is annotated as guanylate-binding protein 6-like. NCBI's taxonomy places the organism in Eukaryota, Metazoa, Chordata, Mammalia, Chiroptera, Rhinolophidae. The coding region runs from base 259 to 2142 and encodes 627 amino acids. Gene Ontology annotation, molecular function: GTP binding; GTPase activity. The transcript has 11 exons. Gene Ontology annotation, biological process: defense response to protozoan; defense response to Gram-positive bacterium. The record is from RefSeq and is a predicted model, not a curated record.
CCCCCGCUCUAGGGCCUUUUGACUUCGUCAAAAGAAGAUUAAAAAUCCUAAACAGUAAAGCCAUGGGAAGUGCAUGUCCUUUCGAUUUCGGUUUUCCACAACCCGACCCUAUAUAGCUUGACUGUAACACCCUCAUGAUUUUCAGCUGCCAAAGAGAACAGUCGGUGUUCAGAGGUGCCAGACGCAGGAGGAGCAGAGCAGAGGCAGCAAGGACAGCUGAGAACUUGUGCCCUCGCUGCAGCACGGAGACAAGUUGCCAUGGCGUCUGGACCCAUCAUGUUGGUUCCCAUGUGUUUGGUGGAAAACAAGAAUGAGCAGUUUUCGGUGAACCAGAAAGCCUUAAAGAUUCUUAACAAGAUUUCUCAACCUGUGGUGGUUGUGGCCAUUGUCGGGCUGUAUCGUACAGGAAAAUCCUACUUGAUGAACUGUCUUGCGAGAGAAAAGCUUGGUUUCCCUCUGGGCUCCACGGUGCAGUCUGAAACCAAGGGCAUCUGGAUGUGGUGUGUGCCUCACCCUUCUAAGCCAAGUCACACCCUGGUCCUUCUGGACACCGAGGGCCUGGGUGAUGUGGAAAAGGGGGAUCCUAAGAAUGACUCGUGGAUCUUCGCGCUGGCCGUGCUUCUGAGCAGCAUGUUUGUCUACAACAGCAUGAACACCAUCAACCACGAUGCCUUGGAGAAACUGCAUUAUGUGGCAGAGCUCACUGAACUCAUCAGGGCAAAGUCUUCCCCUGUGUCGAAUGGAGUAGAAGACUCCACAGAGUUUGUGAGUUUCUUUCCAGACUUUAUCUGGACUGUACGGGAUUUCACCCUGGAGCUGAAGUUAAACGGUCGCCCCAUCACAGAAGAUGAGUACCUGGAGAAUGCCUUGAAGCUGAUUCCAGGUGUAAAUCCCAAACUUAAAAACUCCAACAUACUCAGGGAAUGUAUCAGACAUUUUUUUCCCAAACGGAAGUGUUUUGUCUUUGACCGGCCAACAAACGAUAAGGAGCUCCUAGCCCAUGUUGAGGAUAUUUUGGAAAGCCAACUGGAUCCUAAAUUCCGGAAACAAUCAGAUAAUUUCUGUUCUUAUAUCUACACCCAUGCGAAGACCAAGACCCUCAGGGAAGGAGUCAAGGUCACUGGGAAUCGGCUGGGGCCUCUGGUGGUGACCUAUGUAGAUACCAUCAACAAAGGGUCGGUUCCUUGUUUGGAGAACGCAGUGACAACUCUGGCCCAGCUUGAGAACUCAGCAGCCAUGCAGAAGGCAGCCGACCACUACAGUGAGCAGAUGGCCCAGCGAGUGAGGUUCCCCACAGACACGCUCCAGGAGCUGCUGGACAUGCACGCAACCUGUGAGAGGAAAGCCAUUGAAAUCUUCAUGGAGAACUCCUUCAAGGAUGAAAACCAGGAGUUCCAGAAGAAGCUUCUGGAAAUCCUAAAGAAUAAGAAGGAGAGUAUUUUGCUGCAGAAUGAAGAGGCAUCUGCUAAAUACUGUCAGGCUAAACUUGAUCAACUUUCAACGGACCUAAUGGAAAGUAUUUCAGCAGGAACUUUCUCUGUUUCUGGAGGGCACAAGCUCUACAGGAAAGAAAAGGAUAGGAUUGAACGACACUAUUGGCAAAUGCCCGGGAAAGGAGUGAAGGCAAAAGAAAUCUUCCAGAAAUUUCUUGAGUCACAGGUGACAAUAGAGAAAUCCAUCCUGCAGACAGAUAAAGCCCUCACCCAAAGGGAGAAGGCCCUCGCAGCGGAGCAGGCCAUGAAGGAGGCAGCUGAGAAGGAACAGGCGUGGCUAAGACAGAAAUACCAGGAACAGCAACAGCAGAUAGAGGCACAACAUAGGAGUAUCCAGGAAAACAUCGUCCAACUGAGAGAAAAGCUGGAGAGGGAAAGAGAGGAUGUUCUGAGAGAACAAACAAGGAUACUAGAACACAAGAUAAAAAUCCAAGAGGAUUUGCUUAAUGAAGGCUUUAAGAAGAAAUCUGAAGAGAUGGAGGCAGAGAUAAAUCGUCUGAGAAAUUUGAUUGAGACUACUGAAAAGGAGAAAACUCCCUGGAUUUCACGAACCCUGGACCAUCUUGCCACUGAAGCAUCUGCAAUCCUAUCUGUACCUGCUAAGCUAGUUGAUAAGGGUCUGAGGUGGCUUGGCUCACUGUUUAAAUAGGAUUAGCUUUUUUUUUAAGGAAAUUAUAGAACGUGGAUAUAUGCUGUGCCUUAUUUUUGGUGUGCAUGUUUUUUUAAUUUCACUCAGAAAAAUUGUAAACAUAAAAAGUGCCUACUAGAGUAUAUCAGUGCCUGACACACAUUAGAUAGGUUAAGUGUUGGUUUUAUUAUUUUAAAGAGAAAAACAAGCAACUAUUUAUAGCAGCAGUUGGCAAACUUUAAAUCUGUCCUGAUGCCUGUUUUUGUAAAUAAAGUUUUAUUGGAACACCACCACACCCCUUCAUUUACAUAUUGUCUAUGGCUACUUUCAUAUCACAACAAUAGAGUGAAGUCGUUGCAACAAUCACUGUACAACCCACAAAACCUAAAAUUUUUCCUUUGGGGCACUUUAUAGAAAAAGCUUACCUUACUCAUAAUUAGAAAAUGAAACUAAAACUACCAGGUAUUACCUUUCACUUCUCAGAUGGACAAGGAUGAAUAAGUUUGAUAGAAAAUUGUGUUAGAAAGGUAUGGAAAAAGAGUCUGUCUUGUAUGGGAGUGUAAGUUGGACAAUUUCUGUCAAGAAGUUAUCCUAAUAUUUCUUACAUGUUAAUAUAUUUAUGCCUUGAUAUACCAUCUUCACUUUUAGGAAAAUACAUGUGCAAAAUUACACACACAUGCACACACACA